UUCUAGAAAGCUCUCCUUCCCCCGACCCGCAUCAGCAACGCUUGUGUGUGUGGAGAAUUGUUGAUUGACGGACAGUUGUGGCAAUUGAAAAGCUUCCCUCCCCUCUCCUCUCCAAACACAAAUUCGAAGUUUACGAAUAACCUCACUACCGUCAACUACCUAUCCUCGACCUUUCGAACUGCACAUAGCCAGCCAGCCGGUUUAGCUACCAUAAGUCCAGAAAAAAUGGCCACCUCCCUCCGCUCGAUCAAGUCCCUCGUCCCCCUCCUCGACCGCGUCCUCGUGCAGCGCGUCAAGGCCGAGGCCAAGACUGCCGGGGGCAUCUUUCUUCCUGAGACGGCCGUCAAGGAGCUCAACGAGGCCAAGGUUUUGGCUGUUGGGCCGGGCGGGCUCGACAAGGAUGGGAAGAGGGUGCCUAUGGGGUGUGCGGCUGGGGAUAGGGUUUUGAUCCCUCAGUAUGGCGGUUCUCCUGUCAAGGUUGGGGAUGAGGAGUAUCACCUUUUCAGGGAUAGCGAGAUUUUGGCAAAGAUUAAUGAGCAGAAUAAUGCUUAAGGCGCCGCGGGGAAGGAAUAGAAGGGGUGAUUGAGGGGGAGGGGGGAAAUGGGGAAUGGUGGGAGAAGAAAAAAAGGGAAAACAGAUACCCAAUGAUGUGAAUGAAGGGAACGAAAAAUAAAGAUCUUGAAGUUGGGGGAAGUGACGAGCUGAUGGAGGGAUCUUUUGUAACAUUAUGCAAUACAGUGUACUACCAUCAGAUAUGACCGAUAUCGAAAUCGCCUUGUUUUGUUUUUGACAGCAUUCGGGAGAUGUUGGAGCGAGUGCGUUGAAGCUGAUGGUGAAUA
Messenger RNA from Podospora pseudocomata, 839 nucleotides. It is a transcript of the gene hsp10, whose product is annotated as mitochondrial heat shock protein Hsp10. Gene Ontology annotation, cellular component: mitochondrial matrix. NCBI's taxonomy places the organism in Eukaryota, Fungi, Ascomycota, Sordariomycetes, Sordariales, Podosporaceae. The record is from RefSeq and is a predicted model, not a curated record. Gene Ontology annotation, molecular function: protein folding chaperone; metal ion binding; protein-folding chaperone binding. The transcript is spliced from 3 exons. Bases 226 to 552 code for a protein of 108 amino acids.